Messenger RNA from Pungitius pungitius (ninespine stickleback), 3911 nucleotides. Its product is annotated as neuronal pentraxin-2-like. The coding region runs from base 332 to 1969 and encodes 545 amino acids. The record is from RefSeq and is a predicted model, not a curated record. NCBI's taxonomy places the organism in Eukaryota, Metazoa, Chordata, Actinopteri, Perciformes, Gasterosteidae. The transcript is spliced from 5 exons.
UCAGUAUUGCAGGCUGGAUUCUGCCUGAAUACAGAGGACAUGCGCGCUGAAUAGGGGGAGGAGGUCUAUCACUCUUUCAGAUGUUUUGUGUUCCCUCAGGGUGCAGAACUCUUAUUUUCUAAUCGCUUGCUCUUAACAAAAGGAGGAAAAGUGAGGAGUUGUUUUUCUCUCUCGCCAACAUUUACAGACAGGAAAAUAAAUUGACGCUUUUAGUGUUUUUGAGGUUUGGGUCAGAGUCAGAGUUAUCAUUUGUAUUAUUAUUAGAUUUUCUUAAUAAUCGGUGUCCCCCGCCGCCACCCUGAAGUUCAUCGUUGUUAUCUUGGCCGCCGGGAUGGUGGCCUUCAUCGGAGCGGUAAUCUGCAUCAUCGCAGCCGUCCACACCGGCUCCUCCAGGGCUGCCGCGGCGCAACAGCAACCCGCUACCGACAACCACUCGCUGUAUCCGGACGCAGCGGCUCGGGGGCCCGCUGGGUCCGUAGCCCGGGUCGGAUCUUUGGGCGCUCUCCAUGGUUCUGAAACACCCGAUUCAGAAGGACCCACCUUCGACAUCGGGCUCGGCGGGUUGGAUGGAGUGACCGGACUCUCGGGUCACGACCCAACGGUCAGUCGGCUCAUCUGCACGCCGAUCCCCGCCGGGGAGUGCAACCCGAAGAACUUUCAGCAACAAGCGGAAGACCCGUCCCUGUACGCAGGGGAAGACUGGGGCUACCUCCGCACCACCGCGGAAGAGCUCCGUCAGACUGUUCUGCAGCAAAAAGACCAGAUAUUAACGGACCAGCGGACCAUCAGGGAGCUGACGGGGAAACUAUCCGAGUGCGAGAAGGGGCAGGACGGCCAGAGCAGCAGCAGCAGCAGCGCGGACAGACGCGGGGCCGCCGCGGGGCUGUGGGGGGCUAAAGGGACGGCGGAGGAGAGGCACCUGGAGCGGGUCAUGGUGCGUGACAGCCCGGGUUCGACGCCUGACGGCGCUCACGUGCUCACCGUUAUGGCUGUGGAGGAGCUAGAGCAGGCCAUCAGUCAGCUCAAAGACCGCAUAGAGAAACUGGAGUCAGACAUUGGCCCGUUUCCUCACAACCAGACGGAGAGCAGCGCAUCAGCAGCGCCAGGGGGAGGCGGAGAAAGGUCGACCCAUCCCGGGCACAGGGCUGGGGCUGACAGGCCGUGGAGGAUGGAAGACUUGGAAGGGGAGCUGGAGAGGAAGGUGGAGCUGCUCGAGAAAGAGAGAAAAACCCUGAGGCUGGAAACGGAGCAGCAGAGGCAGGAAAUCGACCAGGGCAUCAAUAAACUGCACCACCGACUCUCAGGGCUGGAGGGAGGUGAUUCAGGCCAUUCCUUCCCCGAGGGCUACAGGCUGUCCUUCCCAACACGGACAAACUACAUGUACGCCGUUGUGAAGCACGCCAUCCCGGCGCUGCGGACCUUCACCGCCUGCCUGUGGCUGCGGCCCGCGGAGGGAGGGGUCGGGACGCCUCUGUCCUAUGCUGUUUCGGAGCAACCCAACGAGCUGGUGCUGCUGCAAGGCCUGCACACCCCCACUGAGCUCCUCAUCAAUGACAAGGUGGCACAGUUGCCUCUAAACCUCUCCAGAGGCAGCUGGCAGCAUAUCUGUGUGAGCUGGAGCCAAAAGGGAGGAGUCUGGCAGGCCUACCAGGGGGGAAAGCUACGGGGAGAGGGCCACGGGCUGGCCACCGGACAUCACAUCCGACCCGGAGGAGUGCUCAUAUUGGGGCAAGAGCAGGACUCGGUGGGCGGAGGGUUUGACUCAUCCCAGGCCCUGGUUGGGGAGUUGUCCCAGGUGGGUCUCUGGAACCGGGUCCUGUCUGCCAGCCAGGUGACCAGCUUGUCCCGCUGCGGCAGAGUAACCCCGGGCAGUGUGGCCCCCUGGACCGAGAAAGGAGUUGAGGUUCACGGCGGAGCAACCAAGGACCCGGGAGAGCCUUGUAGUAAACACAACAGGAGCUCUCAAUGAGCGGAGGAAGAAGCGGACGGAAAGCAGGCAGGGGUAAAGUCGACGUCCUUUCAAGAAUGUGGAAUGCUGCCCACUGCUAGGGGAUUUCUGAAAGAUCCCGAUGUGGCAUGGACUGACGAGUUUAUGAAAAAAUUCAAAUGAAUAGUACGCAGAUCUGUAUGACAAAAGUACUAGAGGGUUUGCCGUUACUUUACAACACUUUUAGUAUUCAAUGCCAUCAUGGAGGCCCAGUGGAAAGGAAUUGGGAACUGUUACAGAUUGAUGCCACAUUGUUUUCACCUCUGCAUGAUGUGUCCAUCUGCCGCUUAUGUCUUGCCACAGCAAGGUCCCUCCUGCAUCCGUGGCUGGUAUGUGGCUAUCUAUGUGUUUGUACAUAAAAGGCCCAAAGGGCGCUAAAUAAAACAAAUCAUUCCCUAAGGAAUCCACCACCGCAAGCACAAUGUUAUCAUUUUUUGGAGAGGGGUAUUUCAUAGCUUUUUUUUAAAAGCCUUUGCCCCAUAUUUAUGUCACAUGUCUGUGCUUCAGCAUGUUCCUUUAAAAAAAGAUGUAACAUUCAAAUUAUAUAAUGCACUCUGUCAAUUUAACAUUCCUGGAAGCUGACUGUUUCAUCUUUGUAUUUUUAUACAUGCAGCCAGCCACUCAAUAUCACGCUUUGAUGAAUUAACAACCUGCAACCUCCAACUCUUCCAACCUUCCUACAUUCCAUGCAUGAGUUGUACUGUAUGUUUGUGAUAUGCCUUCUGAAAAUCCAUCUUUGAUCUCUUUGAUGGUUAUUCUUCACUGUCUAGUUAAAAAAAUAAAUGUUUUUACCUAAUAUAAAAAAAUGUCCUGAGUGGAAAGUGCCUGUCCGGGUGUUUGAACCCAUGUAAAACAAAUCAACAUCCUGAUGGAACAUUUGGACUGUGAGAUAUUUUAAACUAAUUAAUUAUCAAUGUUUCUGUGAACUCCCUGGUGGAUUUUGAAGAUUUAAGAGGUUUGAUCAAACGUUUCAAAACACAGGACUUCUUUGCAGAGCUGCCAAACUGAUGCUGAAUCAGGUCAAAGUCAUCUUGCUGUGUUCAAGUGUCUUUGAUGAUGCCUCUCAGUCGUGUGCUGUGUAAUUAGUGAAAUUAUGCCUGAGCUUCUUGUUUUAUGCUUUUUAAUAGUGUGUGCCAUUAUUCUUGUUACAGUAUAUGAAUUUAAUACUUUUGAACGCUAUUGGUCAUUUUUUUCUUCCAUGAUAUCAGCUUUUCUUUCACUGUGUGUAUUGGUAUCUUUCUUUGUCAUGUUGUAAUUUGUAUAAACACUGUAUGUCCAUGUCUUGUAGGCUGUUGUAUUGUUCUGCAUAUUUCCGUGUAAAAAUCUCAAAUCUUUAUUAAAGUCUUACUUUUCAGAUCCAAUUGAGAUUAUUUUCAUAGUAUGUAAUACCAUAUGAGCUUCAGAAAGUACAGUUGAUUUAAUCUAUAUAAGGAACAAUAUAGGCUGUCUUAUUCCAGGACACACACUUGUGAUCCAAGGGCAGCAGCAACAAAACCUGCCGUGAGACCCUUGUACACCAGAGCUUGACAGAAAUAAUGACAUAUCCCCCUUGGCUCUGCACGGUCAAAUUAGAGUUUGAAGGAGAAAAGCUUGCAGCUGUUUCCAUUGGGUGUGGCCGUCAAAGUGUGAGUUAUGAAUAAAUUGACGAUUUGUGAGUCCCAUUAAGUCAUCACAAAUUUACAUGUGAAACAUGCUAAGCUAACCUAACUAGUUGCUAUAGCCAAAUCCUCAUAUUCAAUCAAACAGAUAUGAGAAUGCUUUUAGACUUAUUAUCUAAGUGCUGGCAAGUAAGCAUCUACAAGCUUGGAAGGUCUGUGGGUAUAUUUAACUGAGAUGCACAGGCAUGUUUAGACCUUUGUGCCAAGAGUGUGCGAUCUCUAUGUUUCUGUUAUGUGAAUAUUAAAAAAGACAUUUUCAAAUCUCA